CCUCUCCUCCCCUCCUCCUCUCACCGCCAUCGCUGCAUUCUUUACAAUUACACUACAUCCCUUGCCUUAGAUCCAGGCCCCGCAUUAAAUCAAACGCCGUCUUUCUUUCUCUUGACUUGACUGGACUAUACUGGACUGGACUGGAGUGGUCUACCCAUAGCAUUCAGAAGAACCUUCCCCACCCCGACCAAUUACCGUCCAUCUCCCUCUAUUCUACAACACAACACCACACCAUACACUACAUCUCGAUAUACCUUACAUCAAGAUGUCUCCCUCCACGCAACUCCCCUUCAAAAACCCCUCCCAUUCCGACAAGCGUCGCCGCUUCCAACCCCCCAUCACCAGCUUCUUCUCCACCACCUCCACCUCCACCUCCACCUCCACCUCCACCUCGAACCCUGCCUCCACCGACAACCAUACAUCCCACCUCUCCUACAACCACUACGCCGCCUCAACCUGCUCCCCCACCCCCAUCGUGUCCGCUAAGGUGCAAGCCUCUCUCCUGUCCGUCGGCAUGCGCGUCCGGAAAUCCAUCGCGGACGGAUACAAGACGCAUCUGAACGAGAAGAAGCUUGUCGUCUCGGAACCUGUCUCCUCUUCCUCUGCACUCUCCGGCAUGAACAACAGCUCUGCUGUCCACCCGAACCCUAACCCUCUCGCCCACUCAAACUUCCCCAACAAUAACGCCGUCAUAACCACGGACGAUAACGACGCUUUCUCUCUCCCAUCUAGUAGCCAGGACUCUGCGUUUUCUCAGCCUAGCAGUCGUGGUGGUGGUGGUGGUGGUGGCCACAAGCGAUCCUACGAUUUCGAUCUCGAUGAGGAGAGCGGGGAGGAAUACGAUGCCGUGAACAUGAACAUGCACAUCUGGCAGGAUCCUUUGGGGAUGAAUCCUCUGACUCCCAUUCCGGGUCACUCUCGUUCUCAUUCUGCUUCCGCUACGGCUGCGACCAUGACAGGCCGCACGAUCCUCUCUCCGAAGCUGAAUCAGCAGCGACGGCGGUUCGUCGCGCUGCAAAAGCACACUGCUACCGGUUCUAUGGACGUGGACAAGGAUGAUGAUUUCGAGGAACCCGCUUUCUUGCGCAGUAGGGAGGAGGUCGAUUUGGAUUAUAGGCUGGGGAUGGGGCUGGGGGAGGUGGAGAUGGGCGGAAUCUCAGAGUAGAGUUUCUGUCUCUCUUUCUCAGUCGCUCUCUCUCUCUCUCUCUCUCUCUCUCUCUCUCUCUCUCUCUCUCCCUCUCUCUGUCUGUCUGU
Aspergillus heteromorphus CBS 117.55 is the source of this 1254-nucleotide messenger RNA. RefSeq lists its product as uncharacterized. Bases 266 to 1165 code for a protein of 299 amino acids. Gene Ontology annotation, cellular component: nucleus; cytoplasm. NCBI's taxonomy places the organism in Eukaryota, Fungi, Ascomycota, Eurotiomycetes, Eurotiales, Aspergillaceae. The transcript has a single exon. The record is from RefSeq and is a predicted model, not a curated record. Gene Ontology annotation, molecular function: ribonucleoside-diphosphate reductase inhibitor activity.